This is a messenger RNA of Cherax quadricarinatus, 534 nucleotides long. Lineage: Eukaryota; Metazoa; Arthropoda; Malacostraca; Decapoda; Parastacidae. The record is from RefSeq and is a predicted model, not a curated record.
AAAUUGUUGCAGAUCCCAAAAGAUUCAGAUCCCCAGAACCCUGACUCUCCCGAUUCUAAGAGAUCUGCUGGUUUAACUGCAGUGUGGGUUGCCAGGAACCGCUUUGCUGUUAUGGACAAAAGUCACCAGUUGGUAAUCAAGAAUAUGCAGAAUGAAGUGACCAAGAAAGUUACCACUCCUCCAUGUGAUGAAAUAUUCUAUGCUGGCACUGGCAUGCUCCUGCUUAGGGACAGUGAUGGGGUCUCUCUCUUUGAUGUCCAACAGAAAAGAGUACUGGGAACUGCUCGCAUUGCCAAGUGCCGUUAUGUUGUGUGGUCUGCCAGCAUGACUACAGUGGCACUACUCUCCAAACAUACUAUACUCAUCUGCAAUCGUAAGCUAGAGCGCUUGUGCUCCAUCACAGAGACUAACAGAGUCAAGUCUGGUUCCUGGGAUGACAGUGGUGUUUUUGUUUAUACAACAAGCAACCACAUAAAGGUAAAAUUUAUUAAUAAAUUUUGUGUAUACAUAUGUAUUUAAUUUUUGAUGACAAAU